This is a messenger RNA of Indicator indicator, 1464 nucleotides long. RefSeq names its product DnaJ heat shock protein family (Hsp40) member B14 (gene DNAJB14). Gene Ontology annotation, molecular function: Hsp70 protein binding. NCBI's taxonomy places the organism in Eukaryota, Metazoa, Chordata, Aves, Piciformes, Indicatoridae. The transcript is spliced from 8 exons. The record is from RefSeq and is a predicted model, not a curated record. Gene Ontology annotation, biological process: cellular response to misfolded protein. Gene Ontology annotation, cellular component: endoplasmic reticulum membrane. Bases 1 to 1143 code for a protein of 380 amino acids.
AUGGAGGGGAACCGGGAUGAGGCCGAGAAGUGCAUCGGGAUCGCGCGGGAGGCGUUGGAGGCCGGCAACCGCGACCGUGCCCUCCGUUUCCUCGGCAAGGCCCAGAAGCUCUACCCGACCGAGACGGCCCGAGUCUUGUUGGAAGCUAUUAUGAAGAAUGGAAGUACUGCUGGGGGAGGCGCUUACUGCCGAAAACAGGCCACUAACAAUGAUCAAAGUAAGCCCAACAGCACGAAGGAGAGCAAUGCAUCUGCUGCAGGUGAAGGUGGAAAAGGCUACACCAACGACCAAAUGGAAGGAGUAUUCAGUAUAAAGAAAUGUCAAGAUUAUUAUGAAGUUCUUGGGGUGUCAAAGGAUGCAGGUGAAGAAGACCUAAAGAAGGCUUACAGAAAACUUGCUUUGAAAUUCCACCCAGACAAAAACCGUGCACCUGGAGCAACAGAGGCUUUUAAAAAAAUUGGAAAUGCAUAUGCUGUGCUGAGCAAUCCAGAAAAACGAAAGCAGUAUGACCUUACAGGCAGUGAAGAGCAAAGCUGCAAUCACCCUAGCAACGGUAGAUUCAACUUCCAUAGAGGCUGUGAGGCAGAUAUUACUCCAGAGGAUCUAUUCAACAUGUUUUUUGGAGGGGCCUUCCCAACAGGUAGUGUACAUUCAUUUUCUAACGGCCGUGCUGGCUACAGUCAUCCUAAUCAGCACCGUCAGAGCGGACAUGAGAGGGAAGAGGAGAGGGGUGAUGGAGGUUUCUCUAUGUUCAUUCAGCUGAUGCCUAUUAUUGUGUUAAUCCUUGUCUCCUUGUUGAGCCAGUUGAUGGUAUCUAACCCUCCUUACGCCUUAUACCCAAGAUCAAGUACAGGGCAGGUCAUACAGAUGCAGACAGAAAACUUGCAUGUCGUUUAUUAUGUCAACAAGGACUUUAGAAAUGAAUAUAAAGGAGCAUCAUUACAGAAAGUGGAGAAGAGUGUGGAAGAGGAUUAUGUGUCCAACAUUCGUAACAACUGUUGGAAAGAGAGGCAACAAAAGACAGACUUACUUUAUGCAGCAAAAGUAUAUCGAGAUGACCGCCUCCGGAAUAAAGCAGACUCCAUGCCCAUGGACAACUGCAAAGAGCUGGAGCGGCUGACCAGCCUCUAUCGAGGAGGGUGAACUACGACCGCACGCCUGCGCCUUUACCUACACCGCUGUCUCUCUUGUACAUUGAGAAGAGAUUGAGUUUCCCCAUGAAUGCUGGAAAAGAGGGGUGGAUGUCAAACUCUACUGUGUAGCUGUUUCCAGAAACCUUAUGCUGAAAUAUCAUUUAAUGGCUUCUUUUACCUACUGUGAAAUAUAGGUAACUUUAAUUGUCUAGAUUUUACUUCCCAGCUUCCGUGAAUUCUUUCAGCAGAGAGAAUAGCUCAGAAAGGAUUGCUAUACUUGUAAAGACUUAGUCAUAGUGGUUCUCCUCUUAACAUAUUUGCCAUGUAAAUA